Raphanus sativus (radish) is the source of this 1306-nucleotide messenger RNA. Its product is annotated as 1-aminocyclopropane-1-carboxylate oxidase homolog 10. The record is from RefSeq and is a predicted model, not a curated record. The coding region runs from base 115 to 1203 and encodes 362 amino acids. NCBI's taxonomy places the organism in Eukaryota, Viridiplantae, Streptophyta, Magnoliopsida, Brassicales, Brassicaceae. The transcript is spliced from 3 exons.
ACUGAAUCCUUCAUACACCAUUUUCUUCUUCUUCCUCUUCUCCGACCUUUAGUGAUAAGCCGAUAAUUAACUUCCACCGAAACUAAAACCUUUAAAUCCUAAAAACACACAAUCAUGACAGAAACAACAGAAAAAGUCGACCUACCAGCUUCGGUCUCAACGACAUCAGGAGUGAAAGGACUCGUUGACGCCAAAAUAACAGAAGUCCCCCGGAGCUUUCGUUACCCUUCUUCAACUUUGUCCAACAACAGACCUUCUGAAAUCUCGGGCUUAAACCUCACCGUCCCGAUCAUCGAUCUUGGAGAAAUCAACAACAACAACACGUCAGCAAGAAACGCCGUCGUUUCAAAGAUCAAAGACGCAGGUGAGAAGUGGGGUUUUUUCCAAGUGAUCAACCAUGGUAUUCCUUUAACUCUUCUUGAAGAUAUCAAACAAGGAGUUCGAAGAUUUCACGAGGAAGAUCCCGAGGUGAAGAAAAAUUACUUUCCCACUGAUUCCAACAAGAAGUUUGUUUACAGUAACAGCUUUGAAGAUCCUUAUAAAUCAACUCCUUUGAAUUGGAGAGACUCUUUCACUUGUUUCCUUGCUCCAGAUCCUCCAAACCCUGAAGAGAUCCCUGUAGCUUGCAGGGAUGCUGUGAUGGACUAUUCGAAGCAUGUAAUGGAGUUAGGAACGUUACUCUUCCAACUUCUCUCGGAAGCUUUAGGUUUAGACUCAGAUAUACUCAAGAGGAUGGAUUGUCUCAAAGGUUUGUUUAUGCUCUGCCAUUACUACCCACCUUGCCCACAACCUGACCUAACUUUGGGAAUAAAUAAACACACCGACAACUCUUUCCUUACGCUUCUUCUUCAAGACCAAAUCGGUGGUCUCCAAGUUCUUCAUAAAGAUUAUUGGGUCGAUGUAACCCCUGUUCAUGGAGCUAUUGUUGUCAAUAUGGGUGAUUUCAUGCAGCUGAUAACGAAUGAUAAGUUCUUGAGUGUGGAACAUAGGGUACGUACGAACAUAGAUGGACCACGGAUUUCAGUUGCAUGUUUCUUUAGCUCGAGUCUGUUUCCAAAUGCCACGGUUUAUGGACCGAUCAAAGAGCUUUUGUCUGAUGAAAGUCCUGCAAAGUACAGAGGUAUCACCAUACCAGAGUAUACUUCAGGUUACCUUGCCAGCGGCUUCGAUGGGAAAUCACAUUUGUCUAAAUAUAGGAUAUGAAAAAGAGAAAGACUUGUCCUAUUGAUAUAUGUGUGUGCCUUUGCACCUGAAACAAUGUAACAAAGAGACGAUAUUUUAAGUAAAACGAUUCACACUUGAUUUA